Messenger RNA from Lucilia cuprina (Australian sheep blowfly), 2597 nucleotides. RefSeq names its product insulin receptor substrate 1 (gene chico). The coding region runs from base 434 to 2563 and encodes 709 amino acids. Gene Ontology annotation, cellular component: cytosol; plasma membrane. Gene Ontology annotation, biological process: insulin receptor signaling pathway. Gene Ontology annotation, molecular function: phosphatidylinositol 3-kinase binding; insulin receptor binding. The record is from RefSeq and is a predicted model, not a curated record. The transcript is spliced from 9 exons. NCBI's taxonomy places the organism in Eukaryota, Metazoa, Arthropoda, Insecta, Diptera, Calliphoridae.
GUUUUGUUCACACGUCAAAACAAUUGCGGUACCUUCCUAAUAAAGUAAAUUGUUUGUAACUACGUAAUUUGUGUAUUUAAACAAAUAAAAUAGUGAAGAUUAUUAUUGAAAAGUUAAAUAUUUCAACACAAAUCUGAUUGAAAAACAGAAAAUUCGAAACUUUUUUCUUUGAAAACAAUUUAAAUAGUGAUACAAGAAAGUGUAAUAAAAUAUGUAUCUAUUAUACAUGUUUAGAUUACUAUUUUUAUAUCUUUAAAGUGAACAUGUACGAAUGUAAAUUAAAUACAUAUGAAUGUAUUAUAUUCAUUUUUAAAUAUAUUAGUUUAAAAUCAGUAACAAAACAAGAAUAUAUAAUAACAUACAUAUAUAAAAAGUGUCAAAUAUAAGCAGAAUAAAUAUCAAAUCUAAAAAGUCGCCUUACACAUAAAAAAAAAUGUCGAAGCAACGUUUAUCGGUUUUAAAUGAUGAUGGUGUUCUGCUUUGUGGGUAUUACAAGAAGUUAAAGACAAUGAAGAAAAAAUUUUUUGUGUUGUAUAACGAAACUCCAUGUAAGGUAGCACGAAUAGAAUAUUAUGAUACUGAAAAAAAAUAUAAAUCGGGUUUUACUCCCAAACGAAUAAUAAAAAUUAAAAAUUGUUUUAAUAUUAAUCGCCGGUUUUACACAAAGCAUGAUUUUGUUAUUGUACUUGCAUCAAAAGAAGGUGGAUUUGGAAUUGUUAUGGAUUCAGAAGACGAAAUUAACACCUGGCUACACCAUUUGUUGCAUUUACAAAGAUCUGGAGAAACGUGUUUUGAUUUGCCAAAUUUUGAUUAUGUCUGGCAAGUCGUAAUACAAAAAAAAGGAAUAGCUGAACAGCACAAUAUUUUUGGAAGCUAUCAUAUAUGUCUUACCAACAAAUCAGUUACAUUUAUAAAAAUAGGUCGGGAAAAAAAUGUAUGCGAUAAAAAAAUUACGAGAAUUGAGGUUUUACUUACAACAAUACGCAGGUGCGGCGACUCUCAGUGCUAUUUUUAUAUGGAAAUUGGAAGGCAAAGUUCCCUUGGUCCAGGCGAGUUAUGGAUGGAAACAGAAGAUUCUUUAACAGCUCAAAAUAUGCAUAGAAUGAUUCUAAGUAAAAUGAUAUCACUUAACGAAUCUUUGAUUGAACCGAUGAGGAAAAGGUCUUCUUCUGCAACAGAAUCGUCAAAUUUAUCUCAUGAUCGAAAAUCUUCCCAAAAUGUAGAUAUAGCAAACAGUUAUUUAUUAAACGCUGAAAAUUUUAGUAGAGAUAGAUGUGACAGUUUACCGUCAAGAAAUCGCUCUUCUAGUGAAUGUAGCAACCAGAGCAUUCGGAUACUACCAAUAACAUCAACGAGCCGCGCAAUUAAUAUGCACAUUAGUAAUACUUCUCCUAUUACAUACUCUGCAAGUGAAGAAUCGGUUAGUGUUGAAGAGUCUGAAGAAAGCAUGGCAAUGCCCCAUUUAAUAAGUUCUAGAUCCCCGGAGGGUGUCAUUCCUGAAGAAUAUAUUGAUGAUGCAGUACAUUCUGAAAAACUCGUUGAAUGUAAUGAUAUGAACUCUGUGGCUGCUUUAUCUUUGGGUCCUGGGUGUAAAGUAAACAUGAACCACAUAAAACAAAAUUGCUCAGCUAAGGUGGCAGAUAUUAACAAAAUUAUAUGCGGAAAUGUAGAUGACCAAUUACAUUUCACUUAUCGAGCCAAUUCCUAUGGGAGCAAAUGUGGAAAUGAUUUAUCCAAGGAUGCUAUAGUUAAUCGAGUUAGAGCAUUUUCAGUAGGAUCCAAAAUUAAAAGUAAUCGCAUAUGUUCAAAAACAAGUCCUAAGUUGUUUAAUAGUGAUAAUAUUAAACACGAUUUUGGAGAAAGUUCAACGAGAAAGUCGAUCAGUGUUCCUGUUCUUAUUAAUAGAAAUUCACAAGCAGUUGAUCAAAUGGGCGAUUUGAUGGAAAUAGACUUUUCAAAAUCAACUGAUAAAACUGUUAAACGAAAUAUCCAACAAAACAAAAUUGAGUGCCAAAACGCCUCAAAUAUGUUACCACGUAAUUUAAAUAUUUCAAACUCAACAGAAUCUAUUUAUAGAACUAUAAAAUGUGUUGAUAAUGGAUACUUAGAAAUGAAGCCUAUUACAUUAACUUCGAAUAAUAAUGUGUUAAAUAGUGCAGGUAUAUAUUCGCUCAAUCAAGAUGACAUUAAACAAAAAGAUUCAACUGAAACAAUUACUGAAAUUAUGGAUGCUUCAACUAAUUAUCAUAACCAAAUUGAUAAAAGUUUCAACCCUACUGACAAUGAUAGAAAAUCAUCAAUCUUGAUCAAUGAUUCAUCACUUUCUUUAAUGUGCAGUAAAGUUUGUGCUGACAAAAAUACCGAAGACAUCCAAUUAAGUCAUGUAGAUGCAGCUUUUACGAAGCAAGAUCUAUAUUACGCAAGUUUAGAUCUACCAAAAUGUGGGAAUGAAGUUAAUACUCGAUAUGGAUUCAAGGAAGGCUUAAGCGACACACACAUUGGAGAGAUUAAAAAUGAAUAUGCUAAGAUAAAUUUUGAUAAACCCGAAACAGAAAAAAAAUAAGUUUCCAAUAAAAAUAUAUCUUCAAAGAUACUAA